GCCAUACUAUUGGCACCAAAUGGACAGCCACUUCUUGUUCCACAGCCUUUGGUUCCAGUAGAUAGAAGCAUGGUGUCCAUUGCAUCACCAUACUUAACCCAAGCCAGCAUUUUUUAUGCUCCUCAAUUAUUUUCACCUCAUCAUUUUGCGGCUAUGCAGCAAACCACAGCACAGCAGUUUCCUCAAGUGCCUUCACUGAUACAAUUGCCUGGAAACUCACCUGUACCCCAUAGCACAACCACUGUUCAAAAUGGAUUUUCAGAGUCUUCUGUUGCAUCCUGUAAAGGUGACAGAAAGGAGGAAGCAACAAUUUCCCUUUAUGCAGUCAAAGAGUCUGUUAUAGUGAGUAACUCAUCAGCAAAUAUUAAGGACACAAAUCCUAAUUCAAUUCCUGGGACACCGUCAAUACCAAUACCAUCUCUUUCACCUUUGACUCCAAGGACACCAUCUUCUCCCGGCACUCCUCAGCAAACUGUUCCUUCCCCAGUCAAUGAUGACAUCUGUGUUAUUUGUUCAGACAGAGCAACCGGUCAUCACUAUGGAGUUACUAGCUGUGAAGGUUGCAAAGGAUUCUUUAAGAGAAGUGUUCAAAAUAAGAAAGUCUACUCCUGCCGCAAUUUGACUCAGGAUUGUCCUGUAGAUAAACGACACCGCAAUAGAUGUCAGUUCUGUAGGUUGCAAAAGUGCAUCAAAGCUGGAAUGUUGAAAGAAGCUGUCCGGGAAGAUCGCACACCAGGUGGUAAACAUAAGAAUUCAUCUUUUUCUCCAAAUUCACGCAUCAAAUCAGAACCAGCUGCUAAACAAGCAAGGACAAACUCAAGGAGCAGUUCAACUUCAGAUCGAGUAGAUGGAGUUGCACCAGCAAAGAUUCCAUCCAGAACUUUUCCUCCUUUUAUUAAAGAAUUGUUGCGAUAUGAGCCUCCAGUUGAUGCCCAAUCUACAGAAUGUCAAGGAUGUAAGCUGCAAGAUACUGGGCAGAAGACAUUUGCACAUGUCACACAACAAGCGGAAGAACAAAUCAAAAGAAACUUGGAAUGGUUUAAAUGCUUGCCAUUACUUGGUGACAUAAGUGAAAACGAUAAACGGAUUCUUUCAGGAAGUGCAUGGAUUGAACUAAUGCUGAUCAAUUUGACAAAGCAAUCUUUACAUUUAGAUAAUGGUGUACUUCUUUGUCCUGGUCAGGUUUUGGACUUUACUACAGCAGAAGCAUCAGGAAUUGGUGACAUCAUGCAUCGUGUAAUGCAACUGACUGCAAAAUUUAAAGAACUUAAUUUGGAUGAUGCAGAAUUUGUCUGUAUCAAAGUCAUUAUUCUACUGAACCCAGAUGUUAAAGGUUUAUUUGAUCAACAACUAGUAGAAAGACUGCAGGAUAAAGUGCAUGCAUCAUUGUUGGAGUACAACAACAACUUUCAUCCUAAUGAACCAAAUCGAUUUGGAAACAUUCUUCUAAGAUUACCAGAGCUGAGAUCAAUUGGCACCAAGAGCCUAGAGCGCCUUUUCAUGUUAAAUCUUACUGGACAGAUCAAUGCAAGUGAAUCCUUAGUGGAACUUCUUCAUUCAUCAAAAAGAUAAUUGUUGGACUCCGGUGUCUUGUGUCUUCCUUGGCCAUAUUGAUGCCUACAUUUUGACCAGGACUUGUGGUUCACCUGCUUUGGAAAUACUGAUCUGCCUCAUAAUUACAUGCAAACUGGAUCUGGAAGGUAAAAUAUUAGCAAUUGCAUUUUCCCACAAGGUCAACCCUGAAAAAAAAAAAGUUUAAAGUGACUUCUGUCCAUGAGUAGUGAUAUCAGAUCCAGGUUCUUUAUUGCUUCACUUUAAGGGUAAUUGUGAUGACUCAUCACACUCUUAGAUGAAAAUAUUUUGUAAUUCCCCUUUUCACCUUUUCACUCCCAGGAGUGGUCAGUGAGUUAUUUCUACUUUAAGAAUCAAAUCUUUGUCAGGUGGAUAUGCAAUGAGAGGAAAGAAAUGUUUCAUGUAGUAGAUAUAGGUCACUGGGGCACAGUUGUGUAAAGGGCAGAUAAUGCUAUCCAAUGGAUGAUGCUAUCCAAGGAUAAAUGGCUAACCAGUGCAUAAGUGAUAGCAAAAUGUAUAGCAUCGUCCACCAGAUAAAUAGUUAUCUAGUGGAUAGCAUUAUCCAACUGUCAAAUAACUGUGGCCUGAACUGCAAAUUUUCAAUGCUGAAAGUAUAAGAAAGGUUUAUCAGACAGUAAGGGGCUAUGGGAGUGAGAAGGUCAAAGUGGCUUUGCCAGAGGGACUGGGACUCAUUCUGGCUAUACCUGUAAUUUUGUAAUUUCUGGCUGUUUACCCGCACUGGCUGAUUAUUGCAUGCAGCAAAAAAAAAAAAA
Messenger RNA from Stylophora pistillata, 2345 nucleotides. Its product is annotated as retinoic acid receptor RXR-alpha-B. Gene Ontology annotation, molecular function: nuclear steroid receptor activity; sequence-specific DNA binding; zinc ion binding. Gene Ontology annotation, cellular component: nucleus. The record is from RefSeq and is a predicted model, not a curated record. NCBI's taxonomy places the organism in Eukaryota, Metazoa, Cnidaria, Anthozoa, Scleractinia, Pocilloporidae. Gene Ontology annotation, biological process: regulation of DNA-templated transcription.